Molecule: messenger RNA, 7036 nt
Organism: Anguilla anguilla (European eel)
Lineage: Eukaryota; Metazoa; Chordata; Actinopteri; Anguilliformes; Anguillidae
Product: mitogen-activated protein kinase kinase kinase 1-like
Exons: 20
Coding region: 56-4504 (1482 amino acids)
Biological process (GO): protein phosphorylation
Cellular component (GO): cytoplasm
Molecular function (GO): protein serine/threonine kinase activity; zinc ion binding; ATP binding
Source: RefSeq, a predicted model, not a curated record
CCCAACACUCCCUCUCCCAUUGAAUGUGAAUGAUAAAUAAGCUUCGGCGCAGAAAAUGGCGGCGGCGGGGAGCCGUACCUCGUCGUCGGGAAUAUCAGAUUUGAAUAACGGCAUAGACUGUGGAAGCGUCUCCAACAGUGAUUCAAAUGACUCUAAUCUUUCAAGCAAUACGAGAACAGCGAAAACAGGCACCGGGGAAAACUCCCAGUGGAGACGCAAAGAGUUGAGGAAAGUGAGAAGCGUGGAUCUGGAUAAACCCGAGUCGCUGCUGCUGUCACCGGAGACUGAGAGGGCUCGCUUGUCGGCAGAGCUGCAAUUCUUCUCCGUUUCCUCGCCCGGCGGAAUUCACGCUUCCCUGCAAAGCCACAGAAUUAGACAGAGCACUUCACUCAUCGAUCAUCCGUUUCACAGCAAUACUAGCAACAUUAGCUAUCUGCCUACUGGCGCUCAGGAAUUGUUUAGUCCCUCUUUUAAAAGUGACCACCAGUGUGCGGAUAAUGGUGCCACCGGAACUCUGGAGAUAGCAUCCUCACAAAAUGGCCGGGACAUGGACGGUCGGGACGCCCUGCGCAGCCUGCAGAAGAUGGAGGACCGGCCCGAGGAGCGGACCAUCCGGGAGAAGCUGAAGGCCACCUGCAUGCCCGCCUGGAAGCACGAGUGGCUGGAGAGGCGCAGCCGCCGGGGUCCUGUGGUGGUGAAACCCGCCCCUCUGAGACCCCCGGAUGGGGGCGAGGCAGGAGCCGAGGCCCAGCCGCUCAGCUCCCCCCGGUCCCGCGGCCGCCGCAGCCCCUCCCCCGGCCCCUCCUCCUCCUCCUCCUCUUCCUCCGCCUCCUGCAAGACCAGCGGGAAAUCGGAGAUGCGCAUGAAGCGAACCUCCCCGGUCCCCUUUCAGAGCGGGCGUGUCACGCCCCCGCGACGGGCGCCGUCUCCGGACGGCUUCUCCCCCUACAGCCCGGAGGAAACCGGCCGCAGGGUCAACAAGGUCAUGAGGGCCCGCCUCUACCUGCUGCAGCAGAUCGGGCCCAACUCCUUCCUGGUUGGAGGAGACAGCCCCGACAACAAAUACCGGGUUUUCAUUGGCCCACAGACCUGCAGCUGUGGCCGGGGGACCUUCUGCAUCCACGUCCUCUUCGUCAUGCUCCGGGUCUUCCAGCUGGAGCCCCAGGACCCCCUGCUCUGGAGGAAGACCCUCAAGAACUUUGAGGUGGAGAGCCUGUUCCAGAAGUACCACAACCGGCGCAGCUCGCGGAUCAAAGCCCCGGCCCGCUGCACCAUUCAGAAGUUCGUCUCCCGCCUGUCCAGCUCGCACACGUCCUGCGCAUCCAACACCUCCGCCUCCAGCACCGAGAGCAGCAGUCUGAAGGACGAGGAGGAACAGAUGUGUCCCAUCUGCCUGCUGGACAUGCUGGACGAGGAGAGCCUCACCGUGUGUGAGGAGGGCUGCAGGAACAAGCUGCACCACCACUGCAUGUCCAUCUGGGCAGAAGAAUGUCGACGAAACCAGGAGGCCUUAAUUUGCCCUCUUUGUCGAACCAAAUGGAAGUCACAUGACUUUUACAGCUACGAGCAGACCGGCCCGGCGGACGGUGCGGAGGGAGGUCAUCACGGACAGCAGCAAGGGCAGCAGAACCAGGCCACGCCCCCCGACGACGGCCAGACGUCGCCACCGGAGGGCGACUUCAACCUGCCCCGCUACGGGGUGCAGCAGAUCCCCGAGGCCUACGCCGAGCUCGCCGAGCCGUGGGUCAGGGUUUUUGGGAUGGAGCUGGUGGGCUGCCUGUUCUCCCGGAACUGGAACAUUCGGGAGAUGGCCCUGCGUCGGCUGUCCCACGACGUGAGCGGGGCGCUCCUGCUGGCCAGCGGGGCGGGGCCGGGGGCCAACGGAGCGGGGCCGGGGGCCACUGGGGGAGGGUCCGGGGCCCUCGGGGAGCUGGUGGUGGAGUCCUGCUGCAGCGUCCUCUCCGUGGUCUGCGCAGACCCCGUGUACAAGGUCUACGUCGCCGCCCUGAAAACCCUGCGGGCGAUGCUGGUGCACACCACCUGCCACACCGCCCCCGAGCAGGAGAGACUGCAGCGGCUGCUCUCCCCCGUGGUGGAAACCAUACUGGUCAAGUGCGCCGACGCCAACAGUCGGACGAGCCAGCUGUCGGUGUCCACUCUGCUGGAGCUCAGUAAAGGACAGGUGGGGGAGCUGGCGGUGGGCAGGGAGAUCCUCAACGCAGGAUCUAUUGGGAUUGGAGGGGUGGACUUUGUCUUAAAGUGCAUCCUGGGGUCCCAGACCGAACCCAGCAGCUGGCAAGCUCUGCUGGGACGCCUGUGUCUGACCGACCGGCUCCUGCUGGAGUUUCCCGUCGAAUUCUACCCCCACAUCGUCUCCAGCGGGACCGUCCACCACUCGCAGACUCUGGUGGAGAGGUACCAGAAGCUGAUGGCUCUCCUCGGCUUUGCGCUGCGCUCGAUCGAUAACUCGCACUCCAUUGUGGGCAAGCUGUCGCGGCGCCUGUUCCUGAGCGCCGCCCGCAUGGUGGCCCGCGUGCCGCACGUCUUCGUCCGGCUGCUGGACAUGCUGAGCGGCAGCGGCUCGUCGCACCACGCCCGCAUGCGGCGCCGCCUGCUGGCCAUCGCCGAGGAGAUGGACGUGCUGGAGGACGCGCACGCCCUCGUCGUCGGCCCCCUCGCCGGGCCGCCCGCCCCCCGGAACUCCCCCGCGACCUCCGAAAGCAGCUCCCCCGCCCACACCGUGCGGCUGUCCGAUGGUGCGGCCCACGACGGAAUGGCGGGAGCCGGGCCGGAGGACCUCACCGAGAGACUGGCGGCCGUUACCGCGAGUUUCCCGGCGCUGGGGGUGUCAGCUGAUCGCCCAAAGGACUUCAUUCAGGACGGCAGCAGGCCGCCGAGCGAAUGUCAGAGCUCCUCUUCCUCAGGCCACUCCCCUUCCUCAAGCCACUCCCCCUCUGCAAGCCACUCCCCCUCCCUCCCGUCGCCCUCGGCGUCCCACCCCUCGCCCUUCCCGGCACCCGAGAGCCCCAGGGCGCGACCGCGAGACCCCGCCCCCAGCAAGCCGGCCGACGCCUCCCCCGGCGCCCAGCGCAGGCCGCAGAAACUGUCCCCAGUUUUCAGCCCACCUCACGCCCCCCACCCCCUGCCCUCCGGCCACAUCCACAGACCAAAGGCGUCCCGGCCCACCCCUGGGGAGGGGGGCAGGGCCUUCGGGCUGGACGCGCCGGACGUCCCUCCACGCCGCGAGGGGAUCCAGGCGGGCGCGGCCCUCAUCCCCAGCGAGGACACGGCCUUCACCCCCGUGGAGGAGGACGGCCCGGGGGGGCUGGAGGGGUGCGCCGAGCUCAGCUCCAGCAUGGAGGACCUGCUGGAGGCCCCCGUCGUCCCGGGCGACGGCACCGUCACCUUCCGGUCGGAGGUGGCCGUGCUCCCCCCGGAGCUUGCCGGCUCGGAGGGCCACGCCUACACCGACGACGUGGCCCACAACCAGCAGUGCAAGGAGAAGAUGGAGGCCGAGGAGGAGGAGGCGCUGGCCAUCGUCAUGGCGAUGUCGGAGUCCCAGGAUGCUUUGCCCACCAUUCCUCAGCUGCAGGUGGAGAACGGGGAGGACGUCAUCAUCAUCCAGGCGGAUACUCCGGAGACUCUGCCCGGCCCUACCAAAGCGAAGCAGCCCUACAGGGAGGGGGGGGAGUGGCUGAAGGGUCAGCAGAUCGGGCUGGGGGCCUUCUCCUCCUGCUACCAGGCCCAGGACGUGGGCACCGGGACACUGAUGGCCGUCAAACAGGUGACGUACGUGCGGAACACCUCCUCGGAGCAGGAGGAGGUGGUGGAGGCGCUGCGGGAGGAGAUCCGCAUGAUGAGCCACCUGAACCACCCCAACAUCAUCCGCAUGCUGGGGGCCACCUGCGAGAAGAACAACUACAACCUGUUUGUGGAGUGGAUGGCAGGAGGCUCCGUCUCUCACCUGCUGAACAAGUACGGGGCGUUCAAAGAGGCCGUCAUCAUCAACUACACCGACCAGCUGCUGCGGGGCCUGGCCUACCUGCACGAGAACCAGAUCAUCCACAGAGACAUCAAAGGUGCCAACCUGCUGAUCGACAGCACGGGGCAGCGGCUGCGGGUGGCGGACUUCGGGGCGGCUGCCAGGCUGGCGUCUAAGGGCACGGGGGCCGGGGAGUUCCAGGGCCAGCUGCUGGGCACCAUCGCCUUCAUGGCACCCGAGGUGCUGCGGGGGCAGCAGUACGGCCGCAGCUGCGACGUGUGGAGCGUGGGCUGUGCCAUCAUCGAGAUGUCCUGCGCCAAGCCGCCCUGGAACGCCGAGAAGCACUCCAACCACCUGGCGCUCAUUUUCAAGAUCGCGAGCGCCACGACGGCUCCGGCGAUCCCGGCCCACCUCUCCCCGGGCCUGCGGGACGUCACCCUGCGCUGCCUGGAGCUGCACCCCCAGGACCGGCCUCCGUCCCGCGAGCUCCUCAAGCACCCCAUCUUCCGCCUCAACUGGUAGCCAGCGACUCCCCCCCCACCCAGGCCUGGAGAGUGUGGACCUCGGAACACAACCCAGGCCCUGAGAGCCCCGCCUGUCCACAGAGGAGCCAAUCACAGGAAAGCUCUCUCAAAGCAGCCAAUCGCAUGGAAAGCCACAAAGCAACCAAUCACAGCCCUUAUGUGCCUCCACGUGCAAUGGCCCCUGUCUGCUGUACCUUUGCACAAAAUGCAAAGCAAGUCACAUGAUCUGUUCAUGAAUUGUGCCUUGUUAAAAAGUGCGAUAUAAACUCUCAUUCCACCAGCUUUAAUGGCAAGUCCUACACUUAUUUUUUAAACUAUAUACUAUUUAUGUAAUAUAUGUUUUUUUCUCUAUUAAGGAAGUUAUUUGAUAAUCUUUUUUUAGCACUUUUGCAUCCAUUUGCAUAUUGUGUUUUUUUUAAAUGUUUUUUUUAAUCCUCUCAAAAGUCACAAAUAUUUUUGACCACAAACGCAUUCAUAUGCAUUUCACAGUAUAUCACUGUCCGUUGCUGUAUACUUGGUAAGCAGAGUCGCUAAAUGAUUUAUUAUGAUAUUAUUCAACUUUAAUUGUUGUUUUUUAUGUAAUGACCAUAUAUAUACACACACAUGUACACACAUCCUCCUGAUUUGUGCAUUGUACUGUUGGGUCGGUUAGCUUGAAUAAUCAGAAAAAUUAAGCUAUAUUCCUUAUACGUGUUUCAGGGAAAAGUGAUAUUUUAUAAACAAUGAAAGUAGAAACAAUGAUGAAUGUGAAAACUUUUGAUGCUGAUACUUCAGUGAUGUGAUGUGUAGCAUCUGGAUUUUAAAAGUAGACGAAAUGUAGUGAUAUACAGCAUAUAUAUAUAUACACACACACACACAUACUGUAAUGUAUUAGGAAUGCAUUUCUGUGCUUUUAGGUGUUAUUUGAAUCAUGUUAGUCAAAUUUAGCCUUUCUAAUUUGAGACCUUUAUAAUGUUUAAAAAAAAAAAAAAAAAAAGGUUUCAGGGGGAUGUUUUGAUGUCAGGGCACAAUUUUUUUGCUGUUUUCUUAAAUCUCACUGAUAACAUUUGGCCCUUGUGAAUCUGAAGAGGAGGUUUGCUUGGAUAUUAUCAUUCCAUCUCUAAAUAGAGCUUUGCCAUAUUUUUUAGUCAUUGAAUCGGAUAUUUCUCAAAUAUUUCUUUGGUGCUGUUCCUUCAACUUCAGUCAACAAUUUACAUGCUUUUAUGAACAAGUUAUAUUGGAUUAUUUUGGGAAAGAUAUACAUUGUUUUUUUUCCUGGUCUUCCACAAGGUUUUUAUUUGUUGUAUAUUUCUACGUUAUGCAACAUCUGUUUGUGUGUGUGUGUGUGCGUGUGCGUGUGCGUGUGCGUGUGUGCGUGUGUGUUUGUGUGUGUGUAUGUGUGCGUGCUUGUGUGUGUUCUCAUGUUAUACUCUGGUCUCAGUAUUGAAAACAGCAGGGGAACUCAUAGAAGCAUGCUGUAGAUUUUUAUUUGUUUUAGUCAUUAUUCAUUGACCAAUUUCAUUGUUCUAACUAACUGUGUUAUUCUGGUUGUAAUCUGUGAAGGAAGCAAAAUAAGAUGGCAAUUGAGCUCUCUUGUAAACAUUUCGGAAUAGCAAAAAAACUUUGCACGAUGUAAUGUGUGUUUCAUUGAUACCCCAAAACAAACCAUUCAUCUAGAUGUGUCAUAUCAGUGUUUUUUGUGAUUUGGCUGAAAAACAAACAAAAAAAUCUUACUAAACUGAAACUUCAGUCUAUAAAGAUAUUUUUGUACAAGUUGGAUUAAGGCUGGAGAGUUCAAGUACUGUUUAGUAGCUACAAGUCAUGUACUUUUGUACUCAUGUUUCUUUUGUGCCACUUCAUAAAUCCAGAUUUUUUUAAUACUGUUUUUAUUUUUCUUACUUUUUUGUAAGAGCUUUACAUGUAUGCACACUUGCAAUUUAUUUACUGGAAAAACUCAUUUCUCUCAGACACGUAAAAGGUAUUCAGUAUUACUUAAAUGUAUCUCACCUGUAGUUCUGAUGGAUGUCCAUGGCUUUGAUUUAUUUUCUCGUCUUACUGCAUCUUCUACAAACUUACAGGUGUAUUUUGUAUUAUUUUAAAAGCGGAAGUUAUGUAUUCUUAUUUUCGUUUCUGAAUUGUAGCUGGACUGCUAUGUGGAUUUUUUUUUUUUUUUGCGCCAUUUCCUGUUUCACUUGGUACUUUUUUUUUUUAUUUGUAAAUAACGUCUAUUGCUGUUUUAUUCCAUUCUGUACUACCUCAGGUAUACUAUAGGUUUUCUUCUACCAAAGUUCACUUUCUCUAUAUAUGCUAUUUUGCUGUAUUUUUUCUUUGAAGAUGUCCAGGGCUUAAGGGCUAACCUCUAUUAGCACCUUAUUGUGCAAGCAACUUUAAAUCUCUGGGUAAAGAAGAAAUUGGCUUAAAUUGUAUUUUGUAUUUUGAAAUAUAUAAAGAUAUUUUAAUUAAAGGUUUAGCCAAUUGAUGCAUUUUAUAGCAUACUGUUGAAAUGUUCUGGUGUUCGUCUUAAUAGUAAAUAAAAGAUUUUCUGGGGAAA